Molecule: messenger RNA, 3437 nt
Organism: Octopus sinensis (East Asian common octopus)
Lineage: Eukaryota; Metazoa; Mollusca; Cephalopoda; Octopoda; Octopodidae
Product: zinc finger protein aebp2
Exons: 7
Coding region: 1067-2344 (425 amino acids)
Biological process (GO): regulation of transcription by RNA polymerase II
Cellular component (GO): ESC/E(Z) complex
Source: RefSeq, a predicted model, not a curated record
UAACACUUUUUUUUUUUUAAUUUGUCUUGUUCACUUCUACCACCCCUAAGGAAGGAGUCACCGUUGUCAUCAUCAUCAUCAUCACCGCCACUAUCUAUUUAGUCGUGAUGCCGCUCCUGCUGCUGCUGCUACUUCUACUUCUAGCUGUGUACUCUUUACAUUUGAGUAUCGUUUCUUCUUGUGGGCAUUGUUGUUCCUGCCCCUACCGUCUCCUCAAAAAGGGGGAGAAGAAACAGGCAGGUCCUGGCCACAGCAGUCUUCCACAUCAGACCAGACCAGACCAUACCACCUAUUUAUUAUUUGUUCUUGCUCCUGUUGGACAGUGUCUUUUUCCACUGCCUACAUACAUACAAUAGAUCUUGUCAAUCUCUCUGUCCCCGUGUGUGUAUGUCUUUCUCUCUCUCCCUUAGCUCCAGAUAAUGUUGGAUUUACGAUCUCAAAGCUACGAAGGAUGUGAUCACAAACGGCCAGUAUUUUUCAAAAUACAUUUGUUAAAAUAAGUUUCAUUAUAAAUUGUUAAUUCUUUAGUAGUUUUGGUGGCCAUGGGUGAAGGAAGAAAAUAGAGAACACAACAUACAUAUGGUCGACGUUUCUAUAAUAAUUUUCCAAAUUUUCCUUUCAUUAGCUUUUAUUUUCUAUUUUAUUUUUAAUUCUUUUAUCUUUUUUCCAAUUAAGCUGGAGAUAUAUAAGAGUGGAUGUAUACUCUCGUUCUUUGAUUGCAAACAAACGACGAUGAUGAAAAUAUCUCGGUGAUCAAUUGUCAAAAAAGAAGGAAAAAAAAUCUAAUUUCGUUUAUCCUGAAUAAGCUUUGAAUAUAUAUAUAUAUUAUAUAUAUAUAUAUAUAGCUAUUGUUUUUCCUUCCUGAAUCGCUCCGGCCAAAAAAAAAAAAAAAUGUAGAAAAAUCAGGUGUAAAAUUUUUUUAAAAAUUAACAAGGAGCAAUAUAUAUAUAUAUAUAUAUAUACAUACACAUACACACACACAUACAGAUAAGAAUUUGAUAGUCGGCAGAGAAAAAUCUAACACUUUCUCACAAGUCUUCUAGCAUGAUACGGAUAACAAUGAAAGAUGUUUGACGGUUGUAAGAUAAGUUCACUGCUGCCACUGGCCAGCCCAGCUGAGCAAAAGCAGCUCCUUCUAUCCAGUUCUUCCUCUUCGCUGACUCCUAUUUCUAAUAGGGAUUCAACACUUACUGGGAAGAAAAAAGUCAAUGACCUUGAAAACCAGAGUAUCAGCUGUUGCUGUCUGGAGCAAAAGUCUCAGGGAGUAAACUCUCAUGAAAACAACAAUGCAAGCCCAUGUAUUUCCAAGCAAGCCAACAGCAAAGGAUCUCCUGAACCAGCCUCUCAAUCAAUUUACGGAUUACACUCCAUUUUUGACGGAUUGGCUCUUAAUAAUGAGCGGACCAAAACUGCUGCAGGUCAGGUGGGGUUGUCUAGUUCUACUGCCCAUUCAGGGUUACUGCCACCUCUCAUAGACCGCCCUUACACACCCAUCCUGUCCUGUAGCACAGCCAGUGUCAGCAAUGCGGUCAACUGUGCGUUGAUCUCAUCAUCAUCGUCAUCAUCAUCAUCAUGUAAAGACUCACAAAACUUUGACUACAACUGCAACAAGGAAACAGUAACACAUUGCAAAUGGAAAAACUGUGAUAUCGUCUUGGACCCCGACUUGCUUAUGGCACAUAUUCGUGAGAAACAUGUUGAGAGUCAAGAAGGUAGUGAAACAUAUGUAUGCUUUUGGGAUGGUUGUAAGGUGUAUGCGAAACGCUCUUGCUCCAUGUCAUGGCUUGAGCGGCACAUUCUCAGUCACAGUGGCGACAAGCCAUUCAAAUGCAUUGUUGAUGGCUGCGAUAUGCGUUUCCCAUCACAUCAUGGUCUUGAAAGACACGUUAAUAGCCAUUUUAACACACAACAGCCUACUGCUCCCAAACCACCUAAGUUAAGGGAAGAUACUCCAACCAAAUUAUGGAAAAAGAAGAAAAUGAAGAGGAAAAGACCUCAAUUGGUAAGAACCGGAGAUUUUUUUGACAGUGGAAUAAUGGAACGUUUACAACAAGAGCUGAUCACGCUUACACGAAUCACGCAGAUUGAUUUAGAAGGCAGCACUAAUUCCAUAACAUUCCAUGGCACUGUGAUUGCAAGAAGAAGAGAAGACUCUGGAAAAAUAAAAGUUUUAUUACACUGGACACCUGAGAACAUAUUCCCUGAUUGCUGGGUGCCAGAGUCACAGGUGCAAGAAGUGCACAAACGUGUCAUUCCACUGACAAGCUUACCUCAGGAUAGUGCAGCAGCUCUGCAUUCCUCAUUCUAUCGUCGGCACCGCUAUCGCAAACAUCGCAGAAAAUAAUCAGUCAACUAUGGUUUUAAAACCCUCACUCAACCAUCCCCCCUUGUUAUAUUUCUACAGCAGUCCUAACUUACCUCCACCCUCUACCUCUCCUAUCUUUCUCUUUCUAUGUGUGUGUAUGUCUGUCUCUCCAUACAGACCUCUCUGCUCCUCUGUACUAACUUCUCCUUUUCUUCCCCACCCACCCCUUUCUAUACUGACCCCCCCCCUUACUAACCUCUCCUCCCCCUUCAUUGCCAUUCUGACCUUUCUGCCCUCUCCAUACUGAUCUCUCUCUCUUUCUACCUCUCUUCUCUACUGUCUCUUGCUUUUCCUAUUCUAACCUUCCUCCUAAUACUAACCCCUAUGUCUCUCUCCGCACUAACCUUUCUUUCUUCAGUACUCUUUUCUGGUCUCUCUUUAAGGUGACCUUUUUCUUUCUUAUAUCCCUGUUACUCUCAUUCAUUUCUUUCUCUCCAUUUCUAAGUAUCUACAAAUAACUUCCAACUGAAGAGAGAACCCAUCCUUUCCCAUGCCACCCUUCCCCUGGAUCCUGUGGAAAUAUAAAUAUACAAUUCUGUAAGUCUGACUGUCUGACACAUGUUCUUUGUAAGGAUAACCAACAACAGUCAGUGAAGACAAAGGAAGAGUUUCUUUCAAAAAAAACUUCUUCCUGUCCCAUUCCUUCAAACAAGAAAACAGAAAUGAAUGAAAGAAGUUAAACCAAAAAAAGAAAGAAAAAGAGAGAGAGAAAGAGAGAAAAUGUUUAAUGAUAAACAAAAAGUUGUGUUGGAAUUUGUUGGCAUAAUUAAAACAAAACAAAACAAAAAAAUGCAUACAAUUUAAUUAAUCUACCAGGUGACAAAGCCUUAAUAAUAAUAAUAAUAAUCAAUUUGAGCCAUCCAAUCCAAUCCCUAAUGUGCCUCUAUCCUUCGCAGGUGCGAAUAUGGUAGUGGGAGGGGAACGGGGGAACGAGAACUUAAAUAAUUUAACAGACUUUACACCUGUUCUCAUGAAAUGAUUCUUGCGCAUCACACAAUUACAAAAAAAAAAGUAAAAUAUUUUUAUAAGAGCUCCCCAUGAAAAAAAAAUAAAAACAGAAACAUUUAAAAAA